CCUUAAUUUGCGUUGAGAAAUCGACACUAUCGUCACUUCAAAUUCGAUCUAAGACAGCAGAAGAAAAUCAACAGAGUAUCGAUUGGACGGGAGCAUUGCAUUAAAAUUCACGUGUGCCCGAGUUCAUAAUUUCAUCUCUGUCUUCAACGAUCAAAUCGAUCAGACUUACUUUAACACUUCAGCAUGAGUGCAUACGGAGCUGGCAAAGCAAAAGAUACUGAUUUUAGACGUACAUGGGAUAAAGCAGAAUAUGCAGCCAAGGCAAAAGCUCGGGAAGAGCGAGAUCGUUUAGCUGAAAUCAACGAUGAACGAAGAAAACGAGGUUUACCACCUAUUCGUCCCAAAAAGAAAGAUGAAGAUGAGAAAGUCGAGAAAAAAGCUUUACAGGCAAGAGAGUCUGGCGUUGAUCUCGAAAAAAAUGUUGGUAAAAUUCAAGUCGUGCAAUCUGUUGACUCGAGAAAACAGCCAGGCUUCUAUUGUGAAGCUUGCGAUGUGACGAUAAAGGACAGUGUUACUUAUUUGGACCAUUUAAAUGGAAGAAAGCAUUUGGCCAAUAUGGGUAUGUCGACGAAGGUUGAGAAAGCAGACGCAAGCAGUGUCAAGGAACGACUAGCUAUGUUGAAACGCAAACGGGAAACAAAGGCAGUAAACGAAGAAUAUAGUGAGUGA
Messenger RNA from Mycotypha africana, 669 nucleotides. RefSeq lists its product as uncharacterized. Bases 184 to 669 code for a protein of 161 amino acids. Gene Ontology annotation, molecular function: zinc ion binding; nucleic acid binding. Gene Ontology annotation, biological process: mRNA splicing, via spliceosome. The transcript is spliced from 3 exons. The record is from RefSeq and is a predicted model, not a curated record. NCBI's taxonomy places the organism in Eukaryota, Fungi, Mucoromycota, Mucoromycetes, Mucorales, Mycotyphaceae. Gene Ontology annotation, cellular component: spliceosomal complex; U4/U6 x U5 tri-snRNP complex.